Molecule: messenger RNA, 726 nt
Organism: Prunus armeniaca (apricot)
Lineage: Eukaryota; Viridiplantae; Streptophyta; Magnoliopsida; Rosales; Rosaceae
Source: the annotation of a GenBank genome assembly
AUGUAUUGUCAGCGACUGGCAGCUCUACCGGCACAAACCGACCUCUUCCUUCCCUUCCCAAUCGGCACCGUUCCCAAAGUCCGAAAUGCCCCCACGUCCAUUCAACUCCCUCUCACCAAAAACCGUAAAAACGGCCCUCGAAUAAGUGCAAUAUCCACAGAUGAAAUUCCUCCAAAUGCCCUCCGCCGGAAGCGUGACCCCAACUGGAGAGGCGGGUUUAGCGUGGGGGUAGAUUUGGGAAUGUCACGUACCGGUCUCGCUCUCAGCAAAGGGUUCAACUUUCGUCCUCUCACCGUGUUGAAUUUGAGAGGGCAGAAGCUUGAGGAUCAACUCCUUGAGAUUGCAAAGCAGCAGGAGGCAGAUGAGUUUAUAGUCGGACUUCCGAAAUCGAGUGAUGGGAAAGAGACGCCUCAGUCCAACAAAAUUCGUAGCGUUGCUGGGAGGCUUGCUGUUAGUGCUGCUCAGAGGGGUUGGAGGGUAUACCUGCAGGAUGAAAACGGGACGUCCAUCGAAGCCAUGGAUCGGAUGAUUAAUGUGGGCCUCGGCAAGUCUGAUCGGCAAAGCAAAAUCGACGCCUACGCUGCCGUGAUGGUGCUGGAGAGAUAUUUUUCCAUGUCAGGUGAGGGCACUGAGCUUGUGGUGCCCAAGAAUUUGGAUCUACAGGACAAACUUCGAAGAGGUCCUCCUAAAGAUACUGACUUUUACCCUGAAGAUAACGAGGAUUAA